AUGACACAAGUGACCAAAAGCACCGGGCAGGGGAGGCCGGCAACCCCCUGGCUGCCAGGGGCUGCCGUUCCUGCCGUGCUCUGCUGGGGUUUUGUGAGGAGGAAAUGCAGCAUUGCUCCACUGGAACUGGCUCUUCCUGAAAGGGGCAGCGUGGCAGCGAUGGACAGCGCUGGGGACAGUGCAGGGCAGCCCCCAAGCCGGGCCAAGGUGACUGUGACCGUGUACAAGGACCUGGUGCUGCAGCACUACGGCUUCGAGAUCUGCCCCGGGCUGCCGCUGACCAUCGCCUCCAUCACUGCAGGGAGCACAGCUGACGGCAAGCUGCAGCCCGGGGACCAGCUCAUCAUGAUCAACUCCAGCACGGUGGAGGGCCUGUCGGUGGAGCGGGCCGCCAGCCUCAUCAGGGACGCUGGUGACGAGCUGCUGCUGACCGUCCUGCGCUGCACGGCCGGCGGCCCCAAGUCGUCGUUCCUCACCGAGGAGAAGAGGGCGAGGCUGAAAACCAACCCGGUCAAAGUGCGGUUCGCGGAGGAGGUGCUGCUGAACGGACACUCGCAGGGCAGCUCCCUCCUGUUCAUGCCCAACGUGCUCAAGGUGUACCUGGAGAACGGGCAGACCAAGGCGUUCCGCUUUGAGAGCAGCACCACGGUGAAGGACAUCGUGCUGACCCUGCAGGAGAAGCUGUCCAUCCGCAGCAUCGCCCACUUCGCCCUGGUGCUGGAGGAGCAGUACAACCUGGCCAAGAUCCACCUGCUGCACGAGGAGGAGCUCAUUGCUCAGGUGGUCCAGAAGAGAGACUCUCAUGACUACCGCUGCCUCUUCAGGGUGUGCUUUGUCCCCAGGGACCCCUUGGACCUCAUGCAGGAAGACCCAGUGGCCUUUGAGUAUCUGUACCUGCAGAGCUGCAGCGACGUGCUCCAGGAGAGGUUUGCAGUGGAGAUGAAGUGCAGCGUGGCCCUGCGCCUGGCUGCCCUGCACAUCCAGGAGAGGAUCUCUGCCUGUGCCCAGCCCCAGAAGGUGUCCCUGAAAUACAUCGAGAGGGACUGGGGAAUCGAGAACUUCAUCUCGCCCACCCUGCUGCGGAACAUGCGAGGCAAGGACAUCAAGAAAGCCAUCAGCUACCACCUCAAGAGGAACCAGGUGCUGCUGGACCCUCGGCAGAAGCACACACUCAGCGCAGCCCAGGUGCGCCUCAGCUACCUGCAGAUCCUGGGGGAGCUGAAGAUGUACAGCGGGAUGAUCUUCAAUGCCACCAUGAUGCUGCAGGACCGCGAGUCGUACGUGGCGCUGCUGGUGGGCGCCCGGCACGGCGUGAGCCAGAUCGUGAACAGCAAGCUGAACAUCGCCAGCAGCCUGGCCGAGUUCCCCAGCAUCAGCAGGGUGGAGCUCAGCGAGGACUCGGAGCGCGUCAGCACCGUCAAGAUCUACCUGCAGGACCUCAAGGUGCUUACUCUGCUGCUGGAGUCAAACAGUGCAAAGGACCUCGUGUGCCUCAUCGCUGGCUACUACAGACUCCUCGUGGAUGCAAACGCCUCCAUAUUCACCUGGGGAGAGAAACAGCAGCAGCUGCACCGUGUCUCAGCUGAGGAAGGCUACGAAUCCCGAGCCUGCAGCGACUCCGAGGACUCGUGCGAGCCGGGCUCGGGCUCGGGCUCGGAGCGGCGCCCGGGGAGCCCCGCGGCGGGCGGCGACACCGGCAGCGACAGCGCCUCCGAGGCCUCCGACUCGGCCAACGCCGAGAGCCGCGGCUGCAGGACCAGCGGCUCCAGCGACUCCGGGGAUGCGCUGGAGGAGGAUGGGGCGGAGGCGCGCCCUUCCUGCGGGCCGGGGCCGCUGCGGUUCUGCGCGCCCGCCGUGCGGGACACGAGCGGCUCCGGGAGCGGCUCCGAGCCGGGCUGCGCCGCGGGCAGCCCCGCCGGCAGCGGCACCGGCACCGGCACCGGAGGCGGCUUCUGCUGCCCGCAGGCGCGGCCCGGGGGCGGCCCCGCGGGGCAGGGCGAGGCUCCGGCCCCGCCGCCCGAGGGCAGCGCCCAGGGCAGCCGCAGCCGCGGCCCGGGCUCCGGAGCGUCCCCCGCGCCCGGGACAGCGGGGCACGGCGAGCCCGUGCUGCGGCCGCCGCCGGGAUUCGCCGACUCCAGCUCCGAGGAGGAGUUCUACGAUGCUGCGGACCGGCUCAGCCCGCCGGCAGGCUAUGAUGCAGCAUCCUGGGAGGGCACAGGGAGCUCCUCCUGCAUCCCAAAGAGGCUGAGGUGCUACAGCUUGGGGGAGACCCCCUCGACCAGGGAGAAGCAGGGCCAGGAGAGGGAGCUGACCUGCAGCAAGAGCCUGAGGAAGAGAAGGUCCUUCCUGAAAACUGAUUACACCUCUCAGGUCAGCUUCCCUGCAGCUGCCCCGGGCUCCGCACAGCGCUGCUGCUCCUGGCCACCCACUCAGCCCUCGGCAGAGGACACGGGGAAGGACGUGGAGAGGGGGAUUCCUGCAGCCCCCCAGGCCCAGGGGGACACUGCUGGCACAGAGCCCUGCUCUGCUCCGAGGGACACGCAGCCUGGCGCCGCGGGGGCUAAGUCGGUGAUGGAAUGGCUGGUUUCCUCCCUUCUGGACAUUCACCCUCCCGGUGGCCAGCGUGGGGAGGAGGAAAGCAGCCUGCAGCCACAGCAGCCCCCUUUGCUGUCCCUGGAGCCCCUUCCCCACAGUGCCAGGGGAGCUGCCCAGUGGAGCUGCCCAGGGGAGGCAGGUCCCGGGUGUGUGAGCCACGAGAGCCCUGUGCCCGCUGCGGGCUGGCAGAGCCCAGGACCACAGGAGGAGCGGGGUGCGGUGGUGCCCGCCCGGCACAAGGCCAGCGUUGUGCCCUCUGCUGUUGUGUGCCCUUCUGACGAGCUCCUGCUGCUGCCACCGGCUCCUGUGCCCAGCACGGCCCCUCCCCGGGAGCCAGCCCAGGGGCAGGGGCUGCUCCCUGCCAGGGUGGAGCCUUCCCUGGCUCCCUGUCGGGAGAGCAAAGCCCAUGGCCAGAGCUGUGCCACCGACAGCGGCGGUGCUGAUGGUCAGGGCAGUGCCCGUGGUCAGUGCUGUGCUGACAGCCCGGGCGGUGCCAAUGGUCAGUGCCACGCCAAUGGUCAGUGCUGUACUGAUGGCGAGAUCCAUGCUGACAUGCAGGGCAGUGGCGGCAGCAGCUGCGAGGGGGCCGUGUCCCGGGCCGGGGGCUGGCAGGGGGUGAGCAGGCAGGCCCUGCUGAGGGUGCACGAGGGGCACACGGGGCUCCCAGACACGGCCCAGCUCCUGGCAGGCUGCAGCAGCGCCCCGGGGGCUCUCACACGCCUCUCCUGGCUGGCACUGGGCGUGAGGACAGCCCCCGUGUCCCACAGCCCCGGGGCACACAGCCCGGUGUCCCACAGCCUGCAGGACAGGGCCGAUGUGCCCCCGGAGCCCCUGGGCUGUGUGAUGCCCAGCGGGUGCAGCGGGGCCGGCGCUGGCGGCAGGAAGGUGCCCACGUCCCCCGCAGCAGGAGCAGGCUGUGCCAGGGAGCUGGUGGGCAGCUCGGGGCCGGGUGCGGGGCAGCCCGGGGAUGCAGGGCAGCCGGGAGGUGCGGGGAUCGUGGCUCAGCAGCAGCCGCAGCGCGCUCAGGCUCCCCUUCCCCGGGGGCAGGCGGCGGCGCUGGGCCAGGGCUCCCGCCUGCCUCCGGCUGCAGGGCUCCCCAUCUCCUCGGUCCCAGCUGCCCCGGGGAGAGGAGCAGGAGACCACGGGGCUGUAACACACUCGUUUCUCUGUUUUAACCCCGAGGAGGGCGAGCAGACCCCUCUGUCCCCCGCCCCACGCGGGCUGGAGAGCUGCGGCUGCCGCCUGCCCUACAUCAGCUGCUUCCCCCAGCCCCAGAGCCAGGGGGAGGGUGAAAGCAGCCCCCCCCAGCUGCCAGGGCCCCUCACCUGCCCCCCCCCCAGCAGCUGCAGCCUUGCCAGGACCCCCGGGGGCGGGCUGAGCCUUGCUGGGCACAGGGCAGGGCAGGAGCCGCACCUGCGAGCGCUCGGGCAGCUGAAGCAGCAGGCGCGGGCCAGCCCCGCGGAUCUCUCACGCUUCCUGGCCUACACCGCGGAGCUGCAGCAGGUUGUGGGGCAGCUCUGCGGCAACCAGGCCACCCCCCUGCACCGCCAGUGCGCGGAGCAGGGUGCGGAGAGCAAGGGUGCCCUGGGCUGGGCUUCCCAGGACCUGCUGUCCAGCUGCCAGGCGCUGCUGAGCGCGGAGCAGCCUCUGCCCGAGGUGCAGUGCGCCCUGAGAGCCACCUUCGACCGCCUGGUGCAGCUGGCAGUGACCUGCUUCCAGGUGGCACACUGCCAGCACUGCGGGCAGCGCCAGCAGGAGCUGGGGGCGGCGCUGGGCCGUGUGGUGGGCACCUACCAGCGGCUGGUGCAGGCCCUGCAGCAGCAGCUGCACGGGCAGGUGUGCCCCGAGCUGGGCGCCAAGCUGCUGGCCCGCCAGCACGUGGCCCUGGCUGCUGCCAUCCUCUGCCUCCUGCAGCAGUUCAGGGCGUCCCCGAGGCUGUGA
Messenger RNA from Melospiza georgiana, 4536 nucleotides. It is a transcript of the gene FRMPD1, whose product is annotated as FERM and PDZ domain containing 1. Gene Ontology annotation, cellular component: cytoskeleton. Lineage: Eukaryota; Metazoa; Chordata; Aves; Passeriformes; Passerellidae. The coding region runs from base 1 to 4536 and encodes 1511 amino acids. The transcript has 17 exons. The record is from RefSeq and is a predicted model, not a curated record. Gene Ontology annotation, molecular function: protein binding.